This is a messenger RNA of Armigeres subalbatus, 6558 nucleotides long. It is a transcript of the gene Atpalpha, whose product is annotated as sodium/potassium-transporting ATPase subunit alpha. Gene Ontology annotation, molecular function: ATP hydrolysis activity; ATP binding; P-type sodium:potassium-exchanging transporter activity. Gene Ontology annotation, cellular component: plasma membrane. Gene Ontology annotation, biological process: potassium ion import across plasma membrane; sodium ion export across plasma membrane; intracellular potassium ion homeostasis. The transcript is spliced from 13 exons. The record is from RefSeq and is a predicted model, not a curated record. Bases 676 to 3786 code for a protein of 1036 amino acids. Lineage: Eukaryota; Metazoa; Arthropoda; Insecta; Diptera; Culicidae.
AACUAAAACCAUACGGUGGAUGCGAGGUUGCGUUCAGUUGAGCGCCGUACACGUUCGAAGCAGGUCGCGUUCCGUCUUGCCUCUUCAGUGUGGUGUGGUGGUGUUGUGCUGCUCUACUCUACUCUACUUAUCGUAACAUCCCCCUCGAAACGGGCCUUUUGAGAAUAGAGUGAAGAAUUUCCCCCUCGAUCGAAGAAAAAUGACAGUGUGAGAAGAAACGAAGAAGAGCAGAGAGCGCGUGUAGAGAAGAAGCAAGGAAGGAAAGAAAAGUGUUGUAGGAAAAUCGAUUUUACGAAAGUGGAAGAAAGCUGGUGAACGGAGGGAAUUCCAAGGAGUAACGAACACUACCACCCCGCCCCAGCCGAGAAGGAAGGAUCCCUGCGCCCCAGGAGCAUCCCCCUUCGCAAGCAUCUCCCCCAGCAAGGAAGUUGAAGUUGUCAAACAGGAGCUGAAAAAGUAGCAGGAGCAGCGGCAGAAUAAGGAGACACUUGGAGGAUCCCGCUCGACAACAGAACAGAAGGCCAGAAGAAAAAUAGUUGCGCAACCUUAGAUAAAGAACCGUCCGUCGGCUUCGGCUGAGGAUUUGAUUUUUUUUUUCACGAGGGAAUCCCCCGCGCAUUUUUUUCCACCGAAAAUCGUCACACCAGACAGCCAGAGCCCACUUGGCCCUAGGUCAUGUCCUCCGAGACCGGCAGGACGGACUCGUACCGAGUCGCCACGGUGGCACCGCUGAAGGAUGACAACCGAACCGCCGAUGGUCAAUACAAGUCAAGACGCAAAAUGCCACCAAAGAAGAAAGGAGAUAAUUUAGAUGAUCUAAAACAGGAGUUGGACAUCGAUUAUCACAAAAUCACACCGGAAGAACUGUACCAGCGAUUACAGACACAUCCAGAAAAUGGUCUCAGCCACGCGAAGGCGAAGGAGAACCUAGAACGAGAUGGACCAAACGCACUUACCCCACCUAAACAGACGCCCGAAUGGGUCAAGUUCUGUAAGAAUCUCUUCGGUGGCUUCGCUCUGUUGCUGUGGAUCGGUGCUAUCCUCUGUUUCAUUGCCUACUCGAUCCAGGCCAGUACCGUUGAGGAACCGGCCGACGAUAACCUGUACCUCGGCAUUGUGCUGGCCGCCGUCGUGAUAGUUACCGGUAUUUUCUCGUAUUAUCAGGAAUCGAAAAGUUCGAAGAUUAUGGAAUCGUUCAAGAACAUGGUACCCCAGUUUGCCACCGUGCUGCGUGAGGGCGAAAAGCUGACCCUGCGUGCUGAAGACCUGGUAAUCGGUGACGUCGUUGAGGUCAAGUUUGGCGAUAGGAUACCGGCCGAUAUUCGCAUCAUCGAAGCCCGAAACUUCAAGGUCGACAACUCGUCGCUGACCGGCGAAUCGGAACCGCAAUCCCGAGGACCCGAUUUCACCCAUGAGAACCCCCUGGAAACCAAGAAUUUGGCCUUCUUCUCAACCAACGCCGUCGAGGGUACCGCCAAGGGUGUCGUCAUCAGCUGCGGUGAUCACACCGUGAUGGGUCGUAUCGCUGGUCUCGCCUCCGGUCUGGACACCGGUGAGACUCCAAUCGCCAAGGAAAUCCACCAUUUCAUCCAUCUGAUUACCGGUGUCGCUGUGUUCCUCGGUGUGACCUUCUUCGUUAUUGCCUUCAUCCUCGGCUACCACUGGCUGGACGCUGUCAUCUUCCUGAUCGGUAUCAUCGUCGCCAACGUACCGGAAGGUCUGCUCGCCACCGUGACCGUGUGUUUGACCCUGACUGCCAAGCGUAUGGCCUCAAAGAACUGCUUGGUUAAGAAUCUGGAAGCCGUCGAAACCCUCGGAUCGACCUCGACAAUCUGCUCGGAUAAGACCGGCACACUGACCCAGAACCGUAUGACAGUUGCCCAUAUGUGGUUUGACAACCAGAUCAUCGAAGCCGACACCACUGAGGAUCAGAGCGGUGUUCAGUACGAUCGUACCAGCCCCGGAUUCAAGGCCCUGUCCCGCAUCGCCACCCUGUGCAAUCGCGCCGAAUUCAAGGGAGGUCAAGAUGGUGUCCCAAUCCUGAAGAAGGAAGUCAGUGGCGAUGCCUCGGAAGCUGCUUUGCUCAAGUGUAUGGAACUGGCUCUCGGAGAUGUGCUGAGCAUCCGUAAACGCAACAAGAAGGUCUGCGAAAUUCCAUUCAACUCGACCAACAAGUACCAGGUUUCCAUCCACGAAACGGAGGACGCCAGCGAUCCGCGUCAUCUGCUGGUCAUGAAGGGUGCCCCCGAACGUAUCCUGGAACGCUGCUCGACAAUCUUCAUCAACGGCAAGGAGAAGCUGAUGGACGAAGAGAUGAAGGAAGCCUUCAACAAUGCCUACCUGGAGCUCGGAGGUCUCGGUGAACGUGUGCUCGGAUUCUGUGACUUCAUGCUGCCAUCGGACAAGUUCCCCCUCGGAUACAAGUUCAACUCGGACGAGGUCAACUUCCCGUGUGAGAACCUGCGCUUCGUCGGCCUCAUGUCCAUGAUUGACCCUCCCCGCGCGGCCGUCCCGGAUGCCGUCGCCAAGUGCCGCUCCGCCGGUAUCAAAGUAAUUAUGGUUACUGGUGAUCACCCGAUCACUGCCAAGGCCAUUGCCAAGUCGGUUGGCAUUAUCUCGGAGGGCAACGAAACCGUGGAAGACAUCGCCCAGCGUCUCAAUAUUCCGGUUUCGGAGGUUAAUCCUCGUGAGGCUAAGGCCGCCGUUGUGCACGGUUCGGAACUGCGCGAUCUGUCCACGGAUCAGAUCGAUGAGAUUUUGCGCUACCACACGGAGAUUGUGUUUGCUCGUACCUCGCCGCAGCAGAAGCUGAUCAUCGUGGAAGGUUGCCAACGUAUGGGUGCCAUUGUUGCGGUAACGGGUGACGGUGUCAACGAUUCGCCUGCGCUCAAGAAGGCCGAUAUUGGUGUUGCCAUGGGUAUCGCCGGGUCCGAUGUGUCCAAGCAGGCUGCCGACAUGAUUCUGCUCGAUGACAACUUCGCUUCGAUCGUUACCGGCGUCGAGGAAGGCCGUCUGAUUUUCGACAAUUUGAAGAAAUCGAUUGCGUACACGCUGACAUCCAACAUUCCGGAGAUCUCGCCUUUCCUGGCGUUCAUCCUGUGCGACAUUCCGCUACCGCUCGGAACCGUCACCAUCCUGUGCAUCGAUCUGGGAACUGACAUGGUACCCGCCAUUUCGCUGGCUUACGAACACGCAGAAUCCGACAUCAUGAAACGGCCGCCUCGUGACCCAUUCAACGACAAACUGGUGAACGAAAGACUUAUCUCGAUGGCUUAUGGACAGAUCGGUAUGAUCCAGGCCGCCGCCGGCUUCUUCGUCUACUUCGUCAUCAUGGCCGAGAAUGGAUUCUUGCCGCUGCACCUGUUCGGCCUGCGCAAGGGCUGGGACUCGAAGGCCGUCAACGAUCUGACCGACUCGUACGGACAGGAAUGGACCUACCGUGACCGCAAGACCCUGGAGUUCACCUGCCACACCGCGUUCUUCGUUUCGAUCGUCGUCGUCCAGUGGGCCGAUUUGAUCAUUUGCAAGACCCGCCGUAACUCGAUUUUCCACCAGGGUAUGAGAAACUGGGCGCUCAACUUCGGUCUCGUGUUCGAGACGAUAUUGGCUGCGAUUCUCUCGUAUACGCCCGGCAUGGACAAGGGUCUGCGCAUGUUCCCACUCAAAUUCGUUUGGUGGCUGCCAGCCUUGCCGUUCAGCUUGGCCAUCUUCGUGUACGACGAAAUUCGUCGUUUCUACUUGAGACGCAACCCAGGUGGCUGGUUAGAGCAAGAAACGUACUAUUAGGUCAACAAAUUUAUAUUUAAAAAGAUUAAUUAAAAAGAAGAAUGAAAAACUGAAAAAACUGGAGAUAAAAAAGAAUCGUAAAAAAUAACAAAAAAUGAGCAUAAAAAAGUAAUUAUAUUUUUUUAAUUAUUAAAUUUAUAUAACGUUAUAAAUUAUGAUUUCCACACACACAGACACACAAAAAAAGAUGAAACACACGAAGAUGAAAAAUACUAGCGGAAAAGUCGUGAAGAAGAUAAGAAGCAGUAUCUCCCGUCCUCAUCGAACUCAAUUCCCCCUUGUGCACAUUCUCACAUUCACAACCGACAAGUCCCCCCCUUGCAUCUAUAUUAUUAUCUCACGCACACAAAUGCACUCGCCCUGUCCCCCUUCACAUGCGUAUGGAUGUUGCCAUGGAAACUUUGUGUAGCGGAGAAAGGAGAAGAGAGCCACACGCGUUUGUCGUACAAACACAAGCAAAAGAGAUGUCAUGCAGCAGCAGCAAUUAGAACGCGAUCGGCUCCAGUCGAACCAACACAUUUGCACCCGGCCCAUCAGUCAUCGUCGUACACACGUGCACAUACACAAAAACACACAAUCACUCACAUUCGCCAGUUGCGCAUUUUCGGAGCAGCUAAUCGUUAUUGAAGAAACAUCGCGCGUUCGUGUUAGUUUUUAAACCACAGACAGAGACUCUUUAGCAGCCUAAGAGCUGAUGAAGCGAAGAGCGAGAGAGGACAUUUUACUAAAAUUGAGGAUAAAUGAUAAACAAGCGAAACAAGUAAACAGUAAUCCAAACCGUGUGCGCUUAUCUUCAUACCAACACACGCAACCACACUGACAGCCAUUGUGUACUAUGUCACAUGCCAUUCUCACGCGUACUCGAAGCCGAAAAUAGAUGUUUCGUCGUGUGAGUGUUCGUUUCAUUCGCCAUAAUGAUGUUCAAAAUAAAAACAUAAACAAAAAACUAAACCACACAAACAUACAUUCGAACACCUCUUCUCUCGUGCGCUCGGCAAUGCACUCGGAACAAACCCCGCCCGCUCUCCCUCUUUGUCUCUGUCUCUAUUCGCUAACCACCCACCUCCGCCACUUUCACCUCCUCCUCUAAUCCACCGCUUCCCCUCGACCUUGCUCCCCGCAGUCCUGCCCAAUAUCGUCUCGAGCAGGGACUACUUCCCCCCCGCCACCCUCGCCCCCUCGCCGCUCCCUUCUCCUCUCUAUCUUUCAUCAUUCUCUUAUUAUUAAUAAAUUAAAAAUAAAAAAGAAAUGAAAUCAACUCGUUGUUAGUUACAAAGAAAAGCUAAUUUAAAAAAUUUAAAAAUAAUGAAGAAACUCUAGUAGUAGUGAGAAGAAUCAACAAAGAACUAAAAUUUAGUAGAAGCAAAUAAGAAGAAAAAAAACAAGGAUAAGCGCAAGGAAAAUUUGUUAACGAAAGUGAAGUGAAUAUAUUAGAAGUGAAUAAAAGUUGUUUUAAAGAUCGUUUUUAUUCCUUCUCUUGUUGUUGUACGUUCCAUUUUAUCUCCCUCUCCUCCUUUUUGUCCCUUGACUUGGUUUUCCUCCCCGUUCCCCAUGUUUCAGUUUCUACUUUUUUCGUUUUUCGUCGUGUUUUUUUAUUCUCCUCUCUUGUUUUCUUGUUUUACAUCCUUCAUAAAAAAGAUCGCUUUCAUGCUUCAGGAAGACUGGCAUUGGGGUGUACGCUCUUGUCUUCCUCCCAAAAAGGGCCGUAUCCAGACGAGGGGACUUUACCAAGUUUCUUCGCUGUCAAGUGCGUCGCUAACACCCAGCCCCCGCCCUUCCCGGGAGGAAGAUUGAAAGAAAAAGAGGAAAUCCCAGUACUGCUUCCAGAAUUAUUUCAUAAGAAGCAACACCCAGAAGUGGUCGAUCGAUUUUUAAUGAGCUCUUAUUUAUUAGUGCAUAAAAAGCGAUAAUUGUUGAUUUUUAAGCUGAAAACAUAAACCAACAAUUUCUGAAAAAAACAUAAGCAGAAUUACAACAACCAACAACAACAGUAAGCUGCAGAUUAAAAUCCAAGCGUCUAAUAUUAAAAACAAGUACAUAGAAAGCAGACAAAAUGUAAGCAACGCGUCACAUAAAACUGCCCGAUUGUUGUAAACUAAUUAAAAAACGAAAAGAAAAAAGUAUUUCAGCAUACAAAGAAGAAGAAAAACCAUUUAAAUGUAAAUUGAAAACAAACCGCAGAUAAACCAAGUUAGCUAAAUUUAAAGAAAAAGCAGGCUAUUUGAAUUAAUACCAAUAAAUAAAGGAAACAAGAAAACUCGUUAUAACUGCUGUAGAACAGAUACAAAAACCAGAAAACACACAUUCACACAGAGCGAAUCAGAAAAUGACACGCAAAUACACACACAGACACCACACACUUUGAAAAUAAGAUUAAGAUUAAAGUAACAAAAAAAAAACAAGGAAACAAUAUUUCUCUUCAUGAAAACAAAAUCGAUUCCAAUUGAUACCAACCCCCCACAAACAAACUCCCAGCCCAGCCAGACACAGAACACACCCACAAACAUACGCGCAGAGGACAUUUUCAAACAAAAGAAAAAAAAACAACCAAGAUUGAUAAGUAGAAGCAAGCUAAACUAAGAAAACAUUCAGUAACAAAAAAAAUGAAGACGAAAAACCAUCAACAGUCAGCAGCAACCAGCAGUCUCUAGAAGCGGAGCAAUUCCCGGUAGAUAAUGCAGCAAGAGCAGAACGGUGGUGAAAGCAGAAUUGUCAAGAAUAAAAAAUCAGAACAAUAGUAUUUAACAAAAACGACGAAAAAUGGUAACGAAA